AUGGAUCCACGUUUGCAACGUUUAUUAAUGCAACAAAUGGGAGGUGGAAUGCCCAACGUGGGUGAUCAGCCUCUCCCCGAUACCGCAGAAACUGUAACCAUCAGUAGUUUAGCUCUUUUGAAAAUGUUAAAACAUGGUCGAGCAGGAGUUCCCAUGGAGGUCAUGGGUCUCAUGCUUGGAGAAUUUAUUGAUGAAUAUACAGUUCGUUGUAUUGAUGUCUUUGCCAUGCCUCAAAGUGGUACAGGUGUCAGUGUAGAAGCUGUAGAUCCUGUAUUUCAAACGAAAAUGUUAGAAUUAUUGAAACAAACAGGUAGACCUGAAAUGGUGGUUGGAUGGUAUCACUCUCACCCUGGUUUUGGAUGUUGGUUGAGUAGCGUGGAUAUUAAUACACAACAAUCCUUUGAAUCUUUAACAAAACGAUCAGUAGCUGUAGUGGUGGAUCCUAUUCAAUCAGUGAAGGGUAAAGUUGUGAUUGAUGCAUUCCGUACAAUUAAUCCUCAAUUGGCCAUGUUUGGUCAAGAACCUCGUCAAUCCACAAGUGUACAGGGACAUUUGAAUAAGCCAACUAUUCAAGCUUUAAUUCAUGGUUUAAAUCGUCAUUAUUAUUCAAUGCCAAUUUCAUAUCGUAAGAAUGAAUUGGAACAAGAAAUGUUAUUGCACGUCCAUAAAAAGACUUGGACAGAAGGUUUGAAAUUAGUAGAUUUUAAUGAACAUGAAAAGGAUACUGAAAAAGUAUUGAAGAGUAUGGUUGAAUUAGCAAAAACCUAUAACAAGAUGAUUCAAGAGGAAGGAAAGACUUCGAGAGAGCAAUAUCAAUUGGCCAAUGUUGGUAAAUUAGAUCCAAAGAGACAUUUGGAGAGUAGUGUCGAAACGUUGAUGGGCUCUAAUGUGAAUCAAACACUUGGCAUGAUGUUGAAUACUGUCAUUUUCUAA
Molecule: messenger RNA, 933 nt
Organism: Naegleria lovaniensis
Lineage: Eukaryota; Heterolobosea; Eutetramitea; Acrasida; Naegleriidae
Exons: 1
Coding region: 1-933 (310 amino acids)
Biological process (GO): proteasome-mediated ubiquitin-dependent protein catabolic process; protein deubiquitination
Cellular component (GO): proteasome regulatory particle, lid subcomplex
Molecular function (GO): proteasome binding; metallopeptidase activity; protein binding
Source: RefSeq, a predicted model, not a curated record